AUGGCAAGUAAGAUCGAUCAUACACAUCCCCUGUAUCUGUCAUCUUCUGAUGUCACAGGUGCAGUUCAAAUUGGCAUUCAACUUGUUGGGAUGGAGAAUUACACUUUGUGGAGCAGGGCGAUGGAAUUAGCAUUGUUAACAAAGAAUAAAUUGGGAUUUAAACGGUGGGAUCGGUGUAAUGCAAUGGUGCUUUCAUGGCUUAUGAACAAUGUGAGCAAGGAGUUGAUGAGUGGGAUUCUAUUUCGUUCUAAUGCAGCAUUGGUGUGGAGUGAUCUGAAGGAACGUUUUGACAAGUUGAAAGAUCUGUGGGAUGAAUUUGACUCAAUUAUUCCCCCUCCAUCUUGUAAUUGUGAAAGAUCUAAAGAAUAUGUUGAUAGCAUGUUUAGACAGAAGCUUCUGCAAUUUUUAAUGGGCCUGAAUGACAAUUAUAGUCAUGCUCGAAGUCAAAUCCUUAUGAUGAAUACACCACCAACUGUUAAUCAGUGUUAUGCUAUGAUAAUUCAAGAUGAAAGUCAACGAGAGUUAAGUGGAGAUCAUUAUAACUUAGAGGGGCAAAUAGAUCCUACAGCAUUGUUCACUAGUAGAUCUGGAGGAAACAGUUUUGGUAGCCAAUUGGUAAUCGAGGUGGUAAUGUGA
Molecule: messenger RNA, 636 nt
Organism: Solanum pennellii
Lineage: Eukaryota; Viridiplantae; Streptophyta; Magnoliopsida; Solanales; Solanaceae
Exons: 3
Coding region: 1-636 (211 amino acids)
Source: RefSeq, a predicted model, not a curated record